Messenger RNA from Cicer arietinum (chickpea), 381 nucleotides. The record is from RefSeq and is a predicted model, not a curated record. Lineage: Eukaryota; Viridiplantae; Streptophyta; Magnoliopsida; Fabales; Fabaceae.
AUGAAGUUGAAGCACCAAGGCAAUGCUCGAGUGAAAAGAGCUCAACUCAAUCAUCUACACCAGGACUUUGAGCUCUUAACAAUGAAGCAAGGUGAAUCAAUCACUGAUUACUUUAUUCGAGUAAUGACGGUUGCAAACGACAUGAGCAAUUAUGGGGAAGAUAUGAAUGAUGUCAAUAUCGUUGAUAAGAUUUUGAGAACCCCCACUGAUAAGUGGAACUAUAUUGUUUGUUCCAUUAAGGAAGCCAAGGACAUGGACCAACUAUCUGUGGAUGCCUUGCAAAGUUCUCUGCUUGUUCAUGAGCAAAAGUUCAAAGUAAGUGGAGAAGAUGAACAUGCUUUGAAGGUAACUCAUGAAGAGAGCUAUGGUAGAAGAGGAUGA